Molecule: messenger RNA, 1845 nt
Organism: Mustela lutreola (European mink)
Lineage: Eukaryota; Metazoa; Chordata; Mammalia; Carnivora; Mustelidae
Product: cytochrome P450 2D15
Exons: 9
Coding region: 127-1764 (545 amino acids)
Biological process (GO): arachidonate metabolic process; xenobiotic metabolic process
Cellular component (GO): intracellular membrane-bounded organelle; cytoplasm
Molecular function (GO): iron ion binding; heme binding; oxidoreductase activity, acting on paired donors, with incorporation or reduction of molecular oxygen, reduced flavin or flavoprotein as one donor, and incorporation of one atom of oxygen
Source: RefSeq, a predicted model, not a curated record
AAAGCAGGGCCCCGGCUGGAUGAGCUCCCUCAGUGUGGGAGAGCGCCCUGUCUGGCUAGUCCUGGGUCCCUGGUGUGCUAAGCGACACCCGCGUGCCAGAGGAGGCCAGCGGGCACUGAGGCAACCAUGGGGCUGCUGAGUGGGGUUGCGCUGGGGCCCCUGGCCGUGGCCGUGGCCAUCUUCCUGCUCCUGGUGGACCUGAUGCACAGACGCAGAUGCUGGGCUGCACGCUACCCGCCAGGCCCCGUGCGGAUGCCCCUGCUGGGCAACCUGUUGCAGAUGGACUUCCAGAACGCGCUCUGCUACUUCGACCAGCUGCGGCAGCGCUUCGGGAACGUGUUCACCCUGUACCUGGCCUGGACACCCUUUGUCGUGCUCAAUGGCCUGGACGCCGUGCGCGAGGCCCUGGUGUACCACAGCGAGGACACAGCCGACCGUCCGCCGAUGCCCAUCUAUGAGCACCUGGGGUUCAAGCAGUACUCCCAAGGGGUGAUCUUGGCGCGCUACGGGCGCGAGUGGCGGGAGCAGCGGCGCUUCUCCUUGUCCGCCUUGCGCAACUUCGGCCUGGGCAAGAAGUCGCUGGAGCAGUGGGUGACCGAGGAGGCCUCGAGCCUCUGUGACGCCUUCGCCGACUACGCCGGACGCCCCUUCAGCCCCCGCGCCCUCCUGGAUAAAGCGGUGAGCAACGUGAUCUCCUCCCUCACCUUCGGGCGCCGCUUCGAGUACGACGACCCGCGGCUCCUCAAGUUGCUGGACCGGCUGCACGCGGGCCUGGAGGAGGACCAGGGCCUCCUGCGCGAGGUCCUGAACACCAUCCCUGUGCUCCUGCACAUCCCGGGGCUGGCUGGCAAGCUCUUCUCAGCACAGAAGGCCUUCAUGACCCUGAUAGAUGAGCUAGUCCGGGAACACAGAACAAGCCGAGACCCGACCCAGCCACCCCGAGACCUGACUGACGCCUUCCUGGAUGAGGUGGAAAAGGCCAAGGGGAACCCCAAGAGCAGCUUCAAUGACGAGAACCUGAGCAUGGUGACAUCUGACCUGUUCGCGGCCGGGAUGGUGUCCACCUCCACCACGCUGACCUGGGCCCUGCUGCUCAUGAUCCUGCACCCGGACGUGCAGCGUGAGCCCACGCUGGGGGCCCGGUGGGCUGGACGAGGGAGGAGAGGGACAGGCUGGGGCCUCUUGAACAUGAUUUGCAACACCCCCCACCCCCGCCCCACCGAAACCCCGAGCAGAGGCUGGGCUCUGGUCGGAGGACGUGUCCAACAGGAGAUAGAUGAGGUGAUAGGGCAGGCGCGGCAACCGGAGAUGGGGGACCAGGCCCACAUGCCCUUCACCAUGGCCGUGGUCCAUGAGGUGCAGCGUUAUGCGGACAUCGUGCCACUGGGCGUGCCCCACAUGACGACCCGAGACAUCGAAGUGCAGGGCUUCCUCAUCCCCAAGGGGACAAGGCUUAUCACCAACCUGUCGUCGGUGCUGAAGGACAAGACGGCCUGGAAGAAGCCCUUCCGGUUCGACCCCGAGCACUUCCUGGACGCCGAGGGCCGAUUCGUCAAGCAGGAGGCCUUCAUGCCCUUCUCCGCAGGCCGCCGUGUCUGCCUCGGGGAGCCCCUGGCCCGCAUGGAGCUCUUCCUCUUCUUCACCCGCCUCCUGCAGCGCUUCGACUUCUCGGUGCCCCCCGGGCAGCCCCGGCCCAGCGACCACGGCACCUUCUCCUUCCUGGUGACCCCCGCCCCCUACCAGCUCUGCGCCGUGCCUCGCUAGAGGGAGGCAGCUCCCCCACUGGCUCCUCAGCGGGGCCGUGCUGUGCCAAUAAACCGGUUUGGGUGGCUCCACCCUGGCUUC